AUGGCAGCGGUGGCGGCGGCGCGUCCGCCAUGGAUCGCGAACCACAACGCGUGCGAUCGCGAGGGAGGAUCGCUGCUGCUGAUUUCCGGGAGGAAUGUAAGGAAUCUAGGCAGGGUUGGAAGUAGCAGUAGCGCGCGAUGGUCGUGUAGGGCGGAAUGUGGCUUGUGUGGGCGGCCGCUGGAGAAGAGCUCCAAUGUCGCUUGGAAGAGGAGGCUGAGAGCGGUGUUUGGGAGCGAAGACGAUGAUGAAGAAGAAGAAGAAGCACAAGUAAAGAGUGCUCGAGUCCGAGCUAAGCGGCCCAAACCAGCGAGUCCUUCGAAUCACAUACUCUUCCAGGGAUUCAACUGGGAAUCUCAUUCCAAGAAACCAUGGUAUGUAGAUCUCAAAGAGAAGGCUCCCGUCAUCGCCCAAGCCGGUGUCACCGAUAUCUGGCUUCCUCCGCCAUCGCAGUCAGUCGAUCGACAAGGCUAUCUUCCCAGUCAGCUCUACGACUUAAACUCCUCCUCGUAUGGAAACGAGGCGCAGCUCAAGGAGCUCAUCGACACUCUCCACGAGCAGGGCAUUUGCUGCAUCGCUGAUAUAGUGAUAAACCAUCGCAGUGGAUGGAAACAGGAUGCUCAGGGUCACUGGAACAUCUUUGAAGGUGGAACUCCGGAUAAGAGGCUGGAUUGGGGGCCUUGGGCAGUAGUGUGCAAUGAUAUCUAUAGGAGUGGUGGCCAAGGCAAGCAGGACACUGGUGAGAGCUACGCAGCUGCUCCAGACCUUGACCAUACUAAUAAGCAAGUGCAGGACGAGCUGACCGACUGGUUGAACUGGAUGAAGGCUGAGAUUGGUUUUGAUGGGUGGCGGUUUGAUUUCGUCAAAGGCUACGCUCCCAAGUACACCAAAUUGUACUGUCAGAGAACCGACCCGAGUUUUGUUGUUGGCGAGUUGUGGACGUCGCUGAAUUACGUCAGUGGUCGUCUAGCUGCCGAUCAAAAUUUUCACAGGCAGCAGCUCUGCGACUGGAUCGACGGGACCGGCGGCUGGGGAUGUGCUUUCGAUUUCACCACCAAAGGAGUCUUGCAAGAGGCCGUGAAGAUGGAGCUGUGGCGUCUGCGGGACAAGGAAGGCAGGCCUCCUGGUCUAGUCGGUUGGUAUCCAAAGAAAGCGGUCACGUUUGUGGAUAACCACGAUACCGGAUCGACCCAGCGGCACUGGCACUUUCCCGACGAGAAAGUCCAUCUCGGCUAUGUCUACAUUCUCACGCAUCCUGGGAUUCCAUGUAUCUUUUACGAUCACUAUUUCUACUGGGGGCUGCAAGAACAGAUCAACCAGCUAUUGGAGCUGAGGCUACGGAACAAAAUAAACGCGGAGAGUAAGAUCAAGAUCCAAGCAGCGGACUUCGACAUGUACGUUGCCACAAUCGCCGAUCGACUCAUUGUGAAGCUUGGUCCAAGGUUUGACAUGGGACCUUUGCUUCCAAAAUCAUCAACUUGGAAGCUCGUAAUGGCGGGCUCCGAGUAUGCAAUCUGGGAGAGCACGAAGAAGAUGGCUGGAGUGGCUCCGAGCGAGCCGGAGAUCAUCGUCGUCAAGUCCGGGCCUUCUGAGACUGGCGAUGAGAACAUCGAAGUGAAGAUAACCAGCGAUAUGUCGUGCGAGACAGUGAACCGGAUCAUGGAGGAAGUGCCAGACAUGGUCUCCAAUCUCCACGAUGUGGAGAAAGUCGUGGAGGAAUGCAAGGUGGAGUACGAAGACGAAGAGGAAGACGAGGAGGAAGAAGAAUCCAGCAAGAAGAAAUCACGUAAAUAGCUUUGUAGAUUUUGCUAUUCCAAUAAGUUUCAAUAUUUAGGCUUA
Messenger RNA from Selaginella moellendorffii, 1836 nucleotides. RefSeq names its product alpha-amylase. Gene Ontology annotation, molecular function: alpha-amylase activity; calcium ion binding. Gene Ontology annotation, biological process: carbohydrate metabolic process. The transcript has 9 exons. The record is from RefSeq and is a predicted model, not a curated record. Lineage: Eukaryota; Viridiplantae; Streptophyta; Lycopodiopsida; Selaginellales; Selaginellaceae. The coding region runs from base 1 to 1791 and encodes 596 amino acids.